ACCCCGAUUUAGUCCCCUGAGACGCCGAGCUGCUGUGCUCUGCCGAAGAAGGAACCAGAGCCAGCCGCGGGCUGUCGGCUGAGGCCCUGCUGUGGGCCGAGAUGCGUGUAGCGACUGAGUCUCUCGGCAGCCCCUACGAAAGAGACCGCUGGACCUCCAGUUUGCAGAGGGGGAAACUGAGGCAUCAGGAAGUGGGGUAGCUCUCCAAGGUCAUGGGCAGCGUCUGCUGUGACCUUGUAACUGCUGGCCUGGCUUGUGGACACCGCAGGGCUUGCUGGAAGGGGCACACCUCCUGCCUUCCCCGCGGGUGGCCCAGGGCCGGUGUGGGUCGGGCUGGAAGGUGAGCCUGGGGGGGUGGACCUCAGCUCCCGUCAAGAUGUCCGUGCUAGCAGAUGGCCCUGGAGGGGUGGUGAGGGUCCCUCCCCAGCGGUGCCCCCGGGCCGGGGGUUAUGGGUGGGUGGGUCCCUGUUCCGCAGUGGAGACCGAGGGUUACCUGAGCGGCCUCCACAAUCCUCACUGUGGAAUUUCAGCACCUGCCAGGUGUCGGGCCUGUCCACGGCUGGGUGCAGGUGUUUCCAGGCCCCUCCCCCUCAUUGGAGGGGUUAGGGCCAUGGCUAUCGCAGAGCUGAGAAUACCAGUGACAGGUGUCGGGAGGCAGGCAGGGAAGAAGGCCAGCAGGUGGCAGGCAGGGGACGUGGCCAGCAGGGCCCGAGUCCUCUGGACCACAGAGUAGGCUGCCAGGGGCCGGGGUGAGGCCAGCCCAGGGCACCCCCGGGCCUAGUUAGGACCCUGGUCAGCGCGGGCGAGCUCAGGACCACGGAGAGCUCCGUGGUGCCUCCUGUCACCCUGGUGACAGCUGUCAGUGUGUCUGGGCCAGGAGCUGCCUCACGCUCCGCCAGCCCCACACUCAGCCUGGGGCUUGCAGAGGGGGCCUGGCAGGGGCCAGCAGGGCCCUUAGUCUGAGGUCAUGGCUGGGUCAUUGUGAUGGCUGGUUUUAGGUGUCACCUUGACCAGGUUAAGGAAGCCUCGGCAAAGCGGGGGAGCAGGUUCUCUCCGCUGCGCCUGGGGCAGGGCCACUCUUGUCUUGGAUGCUGAGACUCCAGAUUGAGACCAGCAGCCCCGGGCUGUCAGACCUUUGCCCUGAAUCUGGGAGGGACACUUCCUGCUUCCGAGGCUGCGGACAGUGAGCCACGCUGCUGGUGUCCCGGGUCUCCACCUCGCAGGCGGCUCUGUUCCUGGGACGCCCCAGCCUCCGUGAUCAUGAUGAAGAUGAGACGCUACAAGCUCUUCCUCCUGUUCUGUAUGGCCGGCCUGUGCCUCAUCUCCUUCCUGCACUUCUUUAAGACCCUGUCCUACGUCACCUUCCCCCGGGAACUGGCCUCCCUCAGCCCCAACCUGGUGUCCUGCUUCUUCUGGAACAAUGCGCCCGUCACGCCGCAGGCCAGCGCCGAGCCGGGCGGCCCCGACCUGCUGCGCACGCCGCUCUACUCACACUCGCCGCUGCUGCAGCCGCUGCCGCCCAGCGCGGCCGCCGAGGAGCUGCACCGCGCCGCCUUCGUGCUGCCCGAGGUCACCACCGAGUACUUCGUGCGCACCAAGGCCGGCGGCGUGUGCUUCAAGCCCGGCACCAGGACGCUCGAGAGGCCGGCGGCGGGGGCGGCGGCGGCGGCGGCGGCGGGGCGGCCCGCCGAGAGGGCCGAGGGCGGCGGCGCGGGCGGCGCGGGCGCAGGGGCGGCGGCUGCAGCCGGGGCGCGGGGCGCGGCGGCGGCGGCGGCUGCGGGGCGGCGGCCCCCGCGGCCCGUGCUGAGCGCGCGCGGCCCGCGCCGCAAGUGGGUGGAGUGCGUGUGCCUGCCGGGCUGGCACGGGCCCAGCUGCGGCGUGCCCACCGUGGUGCAGUACUCCAACCUGCCCACCAAGGAGCGGCUGGUGCCGCGCGACGUGCCGCGCCGCGUCAUCAACGCCAUCAACGUCAACCACGAGUUCGACCUGCUGGACGUGCGCUUCCACGAGCUGGGCGACGUGGUGGACGCCUUCGUGGUGUGCGAGUCCAACUUCACGGCCUACGGCGAGCCGCGGCCGCUCAAGUUCCGCGAGAUGCUCACCAACGGCACCUUCGAGUACAUCCGCCACAAGGUGCUCUACGUCUUCCUGGACCACUUCCCGCCCGGCGGCCGCCAGGACGGCUGGAUCGCCGACGACUACCUGCGCACCUUCCUCACGCAGGACGGCGUGGCGCGCCUGCGCAACCUGCGGCCCGACGACGUGUUUAUCAUCGACGACGCGGACGAGAUCCCCGCGCGCGACGGCGUGCUCUUCCUGAAGCUCUACGACGGCUGGACCGAGCCCUUCGCCUUCCACAUGCGCAAGUCGCUCUACGGCUUCUUCUGGAAGCAGCCGGGCAGCCUGGAGGUGGUGUCGGGCUGCACGGUGGACAUGCUGCGGGCCGUCUACGGGCUGGACGGCAUCCGCCUGCGCCGCCGCCAGUACUACACCAUGCCCAACUUCCGCGCCUACGAGAACCGCACCGGCCACAUCCUGGUGCAGUGGGCGCUCGGCAGCCCGCUGCACUUCGCCGGCUGGCACUGCUCCUGGUGCUUCACGCCCGAGGGCAUCUACUUCAAGCUCGUGUCCGCGCAGAACGGCGACUUCCCGCGCUGGGGCGACUACGAGGACAAGCGCGACCUCAACUACAUCCGCGGCCUCAUCCGCACGGGCGGCUGGUUCGACGGCUCGCAGCAGGAGUACCCGCCCGCCGACCCCAGCGAGCACAUGUACGCGCCCAAGUACCUGCUGAACAACUACCAGCAGUUCCGCUACCUGCUCGACAACCCGUACCGGGAGCCCCGGGCCACGGCGGCGGCGGCGGCGGCGGCGGCGGCGGCGCGGGGCCGAGUGGACGCGGUGGGGGGCUAGGGCUGCGUGGGCUUGCGGCACCCGCCCCCGCGGCGGCGUGGCGUGGGGUGGGGUGGGGUGGGGUGGGGGCUGCCUCCUGCUACCGCCCUGCCCCCUCUCGCACCCCCCCCUCCCCAGCCUUGCCCUCCCCAUGGGUCCCGAGAGG
Molecule: messenger RNA, 3058 nt
Organism: Oryctolagus cuniculus (rabbit)
Lineage: Eukaryota; Metazoa; Chordata; Mammalia; Lagomorpha; Leporidae
Source: RefSeq, a predicted model, not a curated record